AUGACUUCCACGCAACAAGACCACAUCGUGCUACUGGUAGAUGACCCCUUCUUUGAAAAUCUCCCCGCCUGGGUCACCGACAACUUCACCGUCACCCCAGGGGGCUAUCACGAUGGCCAACCAUCUCGCAACAAGCUGGUGAUCUUCGCUGAUGGUACCUACCUGGAAUUCUUCAACUGGUACGACAAGCCACCGGCUCUAGACGAUGAAAAAUUGCCGAUGAGAUUCUGGGGCCCGAAACCCCCGGGUCUGAUUGACUUUGCCAUCACCGAUACAACCCACUCCGCAGAGGAGUCGGUUGGAUCGGUGAACGAACGAUUGUCCGAGGGCCCCGAGAAAGACGCCGGUCUCGGAAUCAAAUUCGGCAAGCCGAUUGCGGGCUCACGCAAAAAGUCUGACGGCGUGGAGAUCAGCUGGAAGGUCACACGGCCGGAGUUCUCCCAAGGCGACAAGACGCCCGGCCAAGAGCUCUUCGCCGACGGAAGAAUCGACGUCCCGUUCUUCUGUCACGACGUCACCCCGCGAACCGGGAGGGUCCCAAGUGAAGACGAGAAGAAGACGACACACCCUUGCGGUGCCACUGGCAUCGCCGCCUGCGAGAUACUCGUCCCCAAGCACCUGCUGACCGAAUACGCUCGCGUCUACUCCAAGAUUCUCGGCUCCAAGUUCGAGCCUGCCGCCGGACAUAGCUCGUACACUUUUGACAUCGGCGUGCCGCAGGGGUCUUCCCGAUCCACGGUGGUAGUGCGUGCUGCUGAGACUGAUAAAGACGUCAAGCGCAUGCAGGAGAGGGGAAUUGGUUUCUCCGAUCUUGUUCUUGCCGUCAAGGGCGAUGCCCCUGGUGGCGAUGUGAGGCGCCCGUUAGGCUCCACGGGCAUCGAGUCCACGAUCUGGUUAGAGAAGUCAAAGUCUUAA
Molecule: messenger RNA, 915 nt
Organism: Colletotrichum gloeosporioides
Lineage: Eukaryota; Fungi; Ascomycota; Sordariomycetes; Glomerellales; Glomerellaceae
Exons: 1
Coding region: 1-915 (304 amino acids)
Source: RefSeq, a predicted model, not a curated record